This is a messenger RNA of Hyaloperonospora brassicae, 3540 nucleotides long. The record is from the annotation of a GenBank genome assembly. Lineage: Eukaryota; Oomycota; Peronosporomycetes; Peronosporales; Peronosporaceae.
AUGCUCGAGUUCCCGCUGCACGAUGGCUUUUUUCCUCAAAUCGCUCUCUCGCGCGAGGAAGUCAAGUACUACAAGCGACUGGGCAAAGAGCGCGUGACGCAACUGAUCCGGAUCAUCGAGGACGCCGACUGUGCGUACAAGUGGACAAGUACCGCGAGAGAUCGCCGCCGCCACCGAUCGCGUCUGCCCGGUCGUGCUCGUCGCAGUUUCGAGUCGACAGACGACGUUGCGGUCGUGUGCGAACGGGCCAACUUUCUCGACUUUCAGCCCACGAACAAAGCAGCGCAGGCGUCGACGUUACUGAAAGCCAGUGUCCAAGUCUCGGACAUGCAGGUCGACGAGAUCUUACGCGCCGUGGCCAAAGUCAAGACGAAAGAGUUCCGGAAAACCAUGCGGUACAUGCACGAAGACGGGUUUGUCGAUGGCCGGACGCUGUUUACGUUUCCGCGUGAAAGUGUCCGACCAAUGCGAAACGGCUCCAGUGCGUCCUGUUUGUCGUAUCGUGCGAUCAAAUGGCACGCGCUGCGAACCCAGCGGCGGCGCCAUGGCGAAGAGGAGAAAAAAGUGGAUUUCUGCUUUUUAGAGUACGCAGGCAAGAAAAAACCUCACCCGGGCUCGAACGUCGUGGGCUUUAGCAUUCAGGAAUCCAUCUCGCGCGAUCGAGAAGUCCCGACGUUGGAGAAUUUCGGGAUCGCACGUGGCUAUUUAUCGAGAAUGGGUAUCAUUGUGUCGAAAACGCAUCAAGCGAAUACGUUCAAAGUGACGUCUAUCUGUCAGAUUGAUGGCGACUUGAACCCAAUUGUUCGGGGCGUGUUGGAGGAAUUGAUGGAAAAGACCGUUGGCGUUGUUGCUCGAAUUCCAGGACUUGUGGCGCGACAGCGCGUAAGUAGUUUGCGGUUUGUCGAGCAGUGGCAAUGGGUACCGAAUUCCGAUCGCAAAGCGUGUGCCGUGUGUCUUCGCGGGUUUUACUUUCGUCGGAAACACCACUGUCGAACGUGUGGCGAAGUCGUUUGCUCGUCCUGUGCUUUGCUGCGGGAGCUGGAAGAGCCGAUCUUUGACAUUGCCCAUCUCCGUGUUUGUUCCGCGUGCAUGACAAGCGCUGGCGCUCGACAACAAGAACAGCAGUUGUCCGUGCAGGGUGUCUCUGGCACUGGUGGCUCGCCACCUGUCUCGGGCACGUCAAACGACACCGAGUCGUACAUUCGUGGCUUACGUAGUCCGCAGCACAAUUCAUACGAAGAUAUGGUGUUCCGCAUGCGGGAAUCGCGGGACCGAGAUCGCCGACAGAGUGACCUCUCUGGCGUUGUCCUCGAGACGGACACGGAGCUCAAGCCAGCGAGUCCUCUGCGAAAGAUUGGUGCGAGUCCUGAAUUGCGGGCGCAAGACAAGAUGCAAGCUCUUACUGACGUUGUUACGCGCAUUCGUGAGGUACGUGACACGAUCAACCUGACCAUGUCAGAAGCAGCCUACGGACAGCGGCAGGAUGACGAGAAUAGCGACGAGUUUGAGGAAUUCAACGACAUGUACAGCGAGAUCACGAGCAUUCAAGAAGCACUGGAGAGUUCCGUGUCGAACUAUGAUACCGCACUGGCUAACGCAACGAAUGCGGUACCAGCGAUGUAUUACUCUGGGCCGAGCACUCGUAGUCAGGAUGAUGGCAUCAGCGAACAGGACAAAGAGCAUGACAUGACGGCGAACCAGUUUGAGUCGGUGGCUCGCAUUACGUUUGCAGCAGCUCGAGCUACGAAACAGGCUGGCCAAGCUUUCUUGUCCGUUGGAGAGCACCAAAGUCUGCCACGUGACGAGCUCAAGAGCAAAAGCAUUCACGUGAAACUCGACAGCGACGCAGUAUCAGCCAGCUCGGCUUCCGUAGCAAGCUAUCCGACCUUAUCGGACAGCUUUAACAGCUCUGGUGGCCACAGCAUCGACCCAUACUCAGCAUCGAACUACGAGAAAAUCAUGGCAACUUAUGAGCCCGAGCAAGAUGGGUCCGAGCACGAAUACGACGACAACGGGCACUCUUCGUACAACUUUGCCGACUCGGUCCGCCGUGUUACGGAGAUCCAUGAGCUGGAAAAGAAGAUACUGGACUUGCAGCGUAGCCUGGAGGAAGCCCAGAGAAAGCUCUCGGUCAUUGAUGAGCCAGAAUCCGAAGUACGUCUACGCCAGCAACGGGAUGCUGCACGUGACCGCUCCACACAAAGUGAGCUGGCGAGUGUCUUUGAGCGUAUUAGUGACCGGGACGAUGGAAAAGGCCGUACAAUGCUUGGCGAGACAGCCUCGUCCGAGUCACCGAGCCCCAUCGCAAUGGCAUCACCGACGAAAGCGAUACGAUCGAGAGGCCUCACGACGCAAGACUUGGUAUCCGAGCUAAGGGGUGUGAUGGCUUCCAUCGAUACUCCUGUUCGUGAUAACGGCGAACCACGACAAUCGGGUUUGAGACCAUCGACCCGUCUGUUGUCUCCACCGGGUGCCAUGACCUCAACGAGCUUCCGAAAGCUGCCUUUUGGACUGUCCUCCCCGAUUGCUACGAGCAAGACGGACUCAUCGCCACAAGACAGUACUUGUCAUUCCGCAACGAUGUCAUCAAAGCCGAAAGCAAGACCAGGCCAUGGAGAUUUGAACAUCAGUCGUGGCAGCAUCAAGAAGAACCGCCAUGGACGAUCGUCUGGAUCGAAUCGACCUUCUGCAGCACCUACCGAGGGCUCGUACUUGCAAGCUCUUGGAACAACGCGUGGUACCCGAUUUGGAUGCGACGAUGACGACGAUGAUGAGUUUGCUUCGUUAUCUUCGGACGAAGAAAGUUACGAAGCUUGUUCGGACGACAUGUCGUUGCUCAGCAGUGACGAUUACAGGGAAGCUCAGUUGCGAAAGUGCCAUGGCGGCCCCGAUCCAUUCUUCAUUGAGGAAGACCUGAGUGCGUUGCUCAAGACACGGAAAAUAGCAGAGACAAACAUGUCGCCGCCAAUUGACCUCAUUGCGUCGCCGUAUUUGCCAUCACCGCUUGAUCCUGCCAUGGAAAUGGACGAGCGCAAUGAGCUUCGAGACUUGAUGGCCGGUCUUGUCCGUCCCCGCAGUUGUUCCCUGCCGUUCCCAUCUGGUCAAAUGAGUGGUGCUUCAUCUGGUGAGUUUUUCAAGGACAAGCCAUCAUGGAGCGACGACGCUCCUGAUCGCGCCCCAACAGUCUAUCAAGUAAAGGAAGCGAUCCACGAAGUUCGUGCGACUCUCGCAAGCUGUCGCUGCGAGUGUCCAUCCGAUACGGACCGCGCACGCAAACUCACUUCGAUUUUCAAGGUGCUUCGCUCGUUGCAUCGAGAGGGCGUGCGGUCCAAAUUUCGCACGCUUCAGCACGACGACAUUCGCUACUCGAAGAUGGUGCAGACGACGCCCAGCAUUAUUAAGCUGCUCAAGCUCGCGGGGUACGUCUCGCUGCAACAGAAGCUCACCAUGCGACGUGUAGAUCCAGACUAUCUGGCACUGUUUUUGCACGAACUGGAUCGGGAACUCUAUGCCUUACCGAUCGAGGCGGGCGGGAGCUAG